This is a messenger RNA of Leucoraja erinaceus (little skate), 2662 nucleotides long. Its product is annotated as beta-crystallin B1-like. Gene Ontology annotation, biological process: lens development in camera-type eye; visual perception. Bases 450 to 1094 code for a protein of 214 amino acids. The transcript has a single exon. Gene Ontology annotation, molecular function: structural constituent of eye lens. The record is from RefSeq and is a predicted model, not a curated record. NCBI's taxonomy places the organism in Eukaryota, Metazoa, Chordata, Chondrichthyes, Rajiformes, Rajidae.
UGCUCCUCGACACACUGGUUUUGUGGGAGCAGUCUGUCUAGAAAUUAGCUGCUAUAUUUCAAACAAGAGGCAUGCUGUGGCUGUGUGUAGAAAUGCAAGUCAUUGUGUAAAAAAAUGUCAGCUUGUCCAGAGACAGGCGCAGACCUUGUGGAUUAGUGCGGAAGGUUAGGACCCCAUAUGAUUUUAACUGGUGUUCCCAGAAUGCAUUGAGUGAGAACAAAACCGUGUCCUGCUGACACGCUGGUUCUCCCGCUCUCUCUCUUUUAGUCUUUCCCCAUCACGUGCACACUCGCCCUGAUGACUGGGCUUUUCAUUGUGUCAGACGUGCCGAGUCUGCACUUGCUCUGUGUCCGUGUAAUCCCUCUCUGGGCUGGGAGCCUUGUAUAAAAGAGGUGUCCCAGCGACCACCCAUCACAACUCCGACCUCCUGGAGCAGAGCGAGAGCAGGCAUGUCUGAGAUGGCGAGUCGGACCACCCCUGUGACUGAGAGGAAGAGCCACCAGACCAAGAAGCUGGAGAUGGGCGUGGGAUCCUACAAGAUAUUCAUCUACGAGCGAGAGAACUUCCAAGGCCGCUGCCGGGAGUUCGCUGGCGAGUGCAUAAACCUGUGUGAAGCUGGCUUUGAGCAGGUGGGCUCGAUCCGCGUGGACUGUGGGCCCUGGGUGGCCUACGAGCGCUCCAACUUCUGCGGGGAGAUGUUCACCCUGGAGAAGGGCGAGUACCCACGCUGGGACUCCUGGUCCAACAGCCGCCAGAACUACUACAUCAUGUCCUUCAGGCCCAUCUGCAUGGAGUCCGAGCAGCAUAAGAUCUGCCUGUUCGAGAUGGCCGAGUUCAAGGGCCGCAAGAUGGAGAUCGUGGACAACGACCUGCCCAGCCUCUUCACCUACGGCUUCACCGACCGGGUGGGCAGCACCAUUGUGAGCUGCGGCACCUGGGUGGGCUACCAGUACCCGGGCUACCGUGGCUGCCAGUACCUGAUGGAGAGGAAAGACUUCAGGCACUGGAAUCAGUGGGGCGCUCGCCAGCCGCAGAUCCAGUCCAUUCGGCGAAUCCGUGACGGACAGUGGCACAGGGUCGGCUGCUUCAACUAGAAGCCGCACACCGACCGGGACCCAACGGGACUGACACCUGCACAGUGAUGAGUGUAAGGUGCGGGGUGCAGAGCAUUGAUCGACGGCUCAGUUCUUCAGGACCGACACACAUCAGUGAGUUACAAUGAGGCAAUUGGUCAAUGGCAGGUGUUUACAGACUUUGUGAGCAAAAAAUAAAUUAAUUUUAAACACACUAAAAAAAGGUUCAUCAAUUUUGUUCAACUUGCUGUUGUUGCUUUUGCGUCUUUCCUUUCCAGUGCACUCUGGACUAACCAGUUACCAGUUACAGCUGAAUGGGUCUGGAGGUUUCAUCAGAAUGGACUGGGUUCAAACAGUGAGGUAUAAUUAACAGUGGUAGUAUUAUUGAUCAUUUCCACUGCCAGUAAUCCCAGCCAACUUGAACCUGACAGUCAGAGUAAUUCAGCUAAUUGACGUCCUAUAAACUGCGUAACGUAAUGAUGGAUGAGUGGUCUGUAAUCUAAUCAGUGAAUGUUUUCAACAUCUGGGACCAACUGAUUGUCAGAAAUUAAUUCAUAGAAUGGUGUCGCUCAGUGAAGCUUUUUCAGCCCAUGCCUUUGAUAAUGGCUCCUUGAAAGUGUGUCUCCUUGCUCUUAGAACCACACAACACAGGAACUGGCCCUUUAGCCCAGAAUGUCUGAGUCGAACAUGAAGCAAGACUAAACUAAUCUCAUCAGCUUGCAUGUGAUCCAUACCCCUCCAUUCCCUGCACAGUUCUUAAGGACCGACACUCAUCAGAUAGUUUUCACACAGAGAGUGGUGAAUCUCUGGAACUCUCUGCUACAGAAGGUAGUUGAGGCCAGUUCAUUGGCUAUAUUUAAGAGGGAGUUAGAUGUGGCCCUUGUGGCUAAAGGGAUCAGGGGGUAUGGAGAGAAGGCAGGUACGGGAUACUGAGUUGGUUGAUCAGCAUUAUCAUAUUGAAUGGUGGUGCAGGCUCGAAGGGCCGAAUGGCCUACUCUUGCACCUAUUUUCUAUGUUUCUAUGUUAAAAUGCAGGCAAUAGUUCAGUGGCAAGUGUUGCUCCCUGUGGAGGCUGGCUUUAAACAAAAUAUAAAUUAAUUUUAAACACACUAAUAAAGGGUAAUCAAUUUUGUUGGACUUGCCUUUGUUACUUCCGCGUCUUUCCAUUCCCAUGCACUCUGGACCCACCUCCCUCUUUCUGAAGAAAGGUCCCAACCCUCUCCAUUCCCUCCGCAGAUGCGGCCUGGCUCGUUUGAUCUCCUCCAGCCCUUUGUGUUAUGCUCCCCAUUUCUGCUCUCUGGAUACUGGAGGUUGUCUGAAACCUCUCACCCCAUGUGUUUGCCGUACACGGCCCAGCCCGAUUUACCCCAUGUUCUCUCACCUGCACCAGCUCCUCGUUAAGCCAGGUUCAGUUUAGUUUAGUUUAGAGAUACAGCACGGAAACAGGCUCUUCGGCCCACCGGGUCCGUGCCGACCAGCGAUCCCCUGCACAUUAACACUACACCCACUAGGGACAAUUUUUACAUUUACCAAGCCAAUUUACCUAUAAAACUGUACGUCUUCGGAACGUGGGAGGAAACCCACGCAGGU